Messenger RNA from Aspergillus calidoustus, 1791 nucleotides. The record is from the annotation of a GenBank genome assembly. Lineage: Eukaryota; Fungi; Ascomycota; Eurotiomycetes; Eurotiales; Aspergillaceae.
CUUGGAGCUGGAGUACGACCAAGUCUGCUGCUGUGGCUGGCGACCUAGGUGAUCCAUUUCUAUCCUCGGUGCUAUCAAGAUGGUGUUGCCUCGCAGGCCUCCUCGAUAUGUUACGGCUAGCGUACUGUGUUCAUGCGGUGGCCUCCUAUUUGGUAUGGACACCGGAAUUAUUGGUCCAGUCACGGUCAUGAAUAGCUUCGUGGAGCAAUUUGGCAACCAAUCUGCAACGGUACACGGUUUGCUGGUCUCUUCCAUCCUGAUUCCGGCAGCUAUAUCUUCGUUCUUUGCUGGAUAUCUUGCGGAUAAACUGGGUCGCCCUAAGGGAAUAAGCAUUGGUGUCUUAAUAUUUGCAAUCGGUGCAGCUCUGGAGGCAGCGGCUGUUCAUGUCGCUAUGUUUGUGGUCGGCCGCUGCAUCGAAGGAAUCGGAGAGGGCCUUUAUUUGGGUACAUUGGUUGUGUAUAUCUGCGAGAUCUCACCACCCAGUGUUCGAGGAGCUCUGACAACCGGUCCUCAGUUGUUAAUUACAUUGGGCCUGGUUGUUGGAUUCUUUACGUGCUAUGGAACCGCUCGAAUCCAAUCCUCAAUGUCAUGGCGAACGCCGUUUCUUAUCCUCGCCUGUCUCUCGGCCCUAUACUCUGCUGCUGCGUUCAUGUGGCUUGUACCGUCUCCAAGAUGGCUCACCAUCCAUGGUCGCAGAGACGAAGCAAAUGCUAUAUGGGACCUACUUGGUGUCAGCCACGCAGAGCGAGAAAAAAGCGAAAUCGAGCAGGAUAGAGGUAUGAUUGUUCAAGGGUCUGUUUCGCAAGACGUCCCCGUGACGAACGAUCCCGGUGUGAAUACUGCCGUAUCAGAACUACAAGGCACUCGAUCCACGAAGCACAAACUGCUCGAUAUCUUCUCCAAGGAUGUUCGUGCACGUACCGCCCUGGCUGUGUUCCUAAUGGCAAUGCAACAACUGAGUGGGAUAGAUGGUGUGCUUUAUUAUGCGCCCUUGCUCUUUGAACAGGCUGGUCUUGGAUCCGCAGACGCCAGUUUCUUUGCGUCCGGUGUUUCAGCUCUGGUGAUCUUUGCGGUGACAAUACCCGCCUUGAUGUGGGCAGACAAAUGGGGCCGUCGUCACAGCGUCAUCUACGGCGGAAUUGGUAUUGCCCUCACCAUGUUUUUGAUGGGCGCCCUAUAUGCAGGUAAUGUAGUGCAUGCCACAACCGGCGUAGGUCGCUGGGUCGUCAUUGUUAGCAUCUAUAUCUUCGCAGUGAUAUUCUCCCUGAGCUGGGCCGUCGGCAUUAAGAUUUAUGCUUCCGAGAUUCAGCCUCAACGCACUCGUGCGGCGGCCACAGGGGCCGCCUACAUGGGCAACUGGAUUUCGAACUUCUUAGUCGCGCUGAUAACGCCAAUCUUGCUGUCCAAGAGCAGUUUCGGGGCUUAUUUCCUGUUCGGGGGAUGCUCAGUAACCACAGCUGUGGUCUGUGCUUUCUUUAUGCCGGAGACGAAGGGUCGAUCAUUGGAUGAAAUCGAGGACGCGUUUAAAUCCAGAUCAUCUUUUAUGAAGACUUUUCGGCCCAUCACUCGAAGGGCACCUGAGGAUAUCCGGAUGCCUGUAAUAUGACCUAGUUCGACCUUCGAGUGCCGCUUGGAAAUGGUAAUGGGCUUAUUUGUGUAAGAUUCUCUGGAACUAGGUUAUGGCAAAGAAAUAGAUACUGAAGGAAUGAAGAAAACCUAAAAGUAUGUAUGUUGUGAUUGCAGCUCUAAGGUUGUUGAGUUUGGGAUGUUGAUGCUUUUGAUAGCGGAUCC